UCCUUCCCUCGCUCUCUUUUUCCCGGCAUUCUUUUGGCCGAGUGGGUGGCGCUUAGGCGAGCCGUGAGGGAGCGAGCGAGGCCUGUGGAGAGUGCUGGCUGCGCGCGCCGCUCCCCUUGUCUCCUCUCUCAGGCGCUCCCCGUGCCAGCCGCGGCGGCGCGUGCGAAGCAUUCGCCCCCCCCUCUCCCUCCCGCCUUCUCCCGCGGCGGAGCGUUCCGUCGAGGCCUGCGGCGUCCCGCUCCUUCCUCCUCCUGCCCUUCUCACGCCUUGUUUUUGCUUGGUGGGAAGCGGACAUGUCGGCCUCGGCAACGGCUCCGGCGACCGCUCCAACCGAGACGGCGGCUGGUGGGGACAAGCAACGUUCCCCAGCCAGUGCUAGCGCCACCGCCACGAGUGGAUCCGCCGCGACGGACGGCAUCGACCUCCUGGAGAAGUGCGGCGUGUGCCGGGAGCGCCUCCGCUCCGAACGAGACCCGCGCCUUUUGCCUUGUCUCCACACCGUCUGCAAGGAGUGUCUCAAGACCGAGCCCGCCGUCGGAGGGGGCAACAACAAGGAUGGCCAAGUAGUUGACUGUCCUGUGUGCAAGCACCAAUGUUUUCUCAAGGACAUUGUGGAGAAUUACUUCCUGAGGGAUGGCGGUACAGAGCCUCUGGGGGAUGCUAGAGAUGCCAACCAGUGUUGCACCAGUUGUGAAGACAAUGCUCCCGCUUCCAGCUACUGUGUGGAGUGUUCAGAGCCCCUGUGCGAGACAUGCGUGGAAGCUCACCAGAGAGUGAAGUACACCAAGGACCACACUGUCCGGUCCACAGGCUCUUCCAAGUCUCAGGAGAGAGAGAAGACUGUCUACUGCUCCGUCCACAAACAUGAGCCAUUGGUGCUGUUCUGUGACACUUGUGACACCCUGACCUGCCGGGACUGCCAGCUGAAUGCACACAAGGAUCAUCAGUACCAGUUCUUAGAGGAUGCAGUCAAGAACCAGCGCAAGAUGCUGGCCUCACUGGUCAAGCGCCUGGGUGAUAAGCAUGCCAAUCUCCAGAAAUCAACCAAGGAAGUGCGUACCUCGAUCCGUCAAGUGGCGGAUGUGCAGAAGCGUGUACAGGUAGAUGUGAAGAUGGCUAUCCUGCAGAUCAUGAAGGAGCUCAAUAAGCGGGGCAAAGUCCUGGUCAAUGAUGCACAGAAAGUCACUGAAGGACAGCAGGAGAAGCUAGAGAGACAGCACUGGACCAUGACUAAGCUCCAACGCCACCAGGAGCACAUCCUACGCUUUGCGAACUGGGCCUUGGAGAGUGACAACAACACUGCUCUGCUGCUCUCCAAAAAAUUGAUUUACUUCCAGCUGCACAGGGCUCUGAAAAUGAUCGUGGAUCCUGUGGAACCCCAUGGAGACAUGAAAUUCCAGUGGGACUUAAAUGCUUGGACCAAGAGCGCAGAGACAUUUGGUCAGAUAAUCUCGGAACGGAGCGGCUUGCCAGUGGUACUCAAUGCCCAGACUCCCCAGCAGCGAGCCAAUGCCACCUCUGGAGCUGCAUCUGGAGUAGCAGCAGUCAGGCAGCCUGGUGUCCCACCUUCUCAGGGUGUCCAACAAAUGUCUCUGCAGACAAGCAUGGUGAACAAGGGAGCCCUGCUUCAGCCCGUGCUGCCUUCUAACAGCCAACGGCAGGCUAUCCCUGACUGCUACAUCAACGAUGCUGGUGCCUCUUCUGCAGGGCAGCCAAUGGACAUAAGUGACGGCUUUGGUGUAGAAGGAUCAUAUUCUGGUGAGGCAAAUGUAUCUGGAACAAAAAGGCCCCGUGGCCAAGAUGGAGAGUCAGGUGUCAUGCGCAAAGUGCCCCGUGUAAGUUUGGAGCGACUGGAUGUGGACUUGACAUCGGACAGCCAGCCACCUGUCUUCAAAGUCUUUCCAGGCACUUCCACUGAAGAUUAUAAUCUCAUUGUCAUUGAACGUGGGGCCCAGCAAGCAGCUGCUGCCGCUGCCGCAGCCGCCGCCCAACAAGCAGGCCUGCCAACAGCUGCCACUGCAGUGAAGGAGGAGCAGAUGGAGGCAGCCAUUGACCACCCUGUAGCUGUUGAGGGUAAAGACACCAAGCCCAUCAUCCUACCCCAGGAUGCUCUGUUAGCAGAAGGCUCUGCAGCCCCCCGGCUCAUCUCCCCCAGCGGCAGCACCAGCUCUGCUAUGGAAAUGCAGUCUGUUCAGAGCCACGAUGGCACAGCCAAUGGGGAAGAAGCAGCUUGCUGCAGGGUCUGCCUGAAAGCUGGUGCUGUUGUCAUGUGCGAUGGAUGCAAGAAGUGCUACCACCUGGACUGCCACCUUCCUGCGCUUCAGGAAAUUCCCAGUCAGGAAUGGAAGUGCUUGCUGUGUGAGGAUCCUGUGGCAGCCAGUGAAGAAAGCGGAGCUACCUUGGCUACAAUCUCCGUAGACGGCGAGCUGAAUAUUCUCAGAGAUGCUGACCAGCAGAGAUGUGAACGAGUCCUCCUUGAGUUGCUGUGUUACGAGCCGUGCAGGCCUCUUCACCGACUCUCCAAUGCCACGGAGGGGCAGAACACGAUUGACUUGACCUUGAUCAGAGCCAAGCUGCAGGGGAAGCUCUCGCCUCCCUACACCUCUCCUGACCAGUUCGCAGAAGAUGUCUGGAAGAUGUUUAGGCAGUUCAACAAGCUGACAGAGGACAAGGAGGACGUCCAGUCCAUCAUUGGGCUGCAGCGCUUUUUUGAGUCGAAGCUCAAUGCUGUCUUUGGGGAUCGCAAGUUUUCAGCUCUGGCAGACCCCAUCAAUGUGGACGAGCCACAGAGAGGAGAAAGCAGUGCUUCUGCCCAUGGCUCCUCAGCCACUGAUCUGGGUGAAAUCACUUCUUCCAAGCCUGAAGGAAGUGGUGGGGAUGAGGGAAUGUAACAGACCCCGCCUCCUCUCACCUGGACCAGCAUUCCACAGAGGAGGAAAUGGAUACCUGGUUGAAGUUUCCUUCGCCUGUCUGCCCCCUCUACUCUUUCUGGUCCCUCCUUAAGCAGCCCUCUGUUUCCCUUCUGCACAUCUCUGCCUUUUUUGGAGAGUUAUUGCUUAGGUAAAUGAUUAUAAAUGGUCUGACUUCUCUCCCUCCCCCCCCCACACUUCCCCCUUUCUCCCAUUUUUUGCUUGAUGAAAUUUUAUUCCCUUGUUCUGAAAAGUUGUUUUUUGUAUUGAUUUCUCCUCCCCGUGUCCUAGUAGGCCGCCUCAUUUUUUCAUACUGUUUAUUAAAGAGGUGCCAGUUCCAUAGGCAAAGGUAGUAGUAGUUUUAAAAAUCCAGUUGUUUCUUCCGUGUAGCCGUUCUUUCUGGCUGUACGUAUUUUCAAAUGCUUUCUGGGCCUAGUAGUUUUUCCACACUAUCUCCCGAGAGCUGUUCUCCUGGAAUUGUGCUUUUUUUUUUUUGCUUAUGUAUAUUUUAGAACUUGCUUCUUCCAUGGUCGAGAAAUAAAAGACUUGAUUGCGA
Messenger RNA from Eublepharis macularius, 3465 nucleotides. It is a transcript of the gene TRIM28, whose product is annotated as tripartite motif containing 28. The record is from RefSeq and is a predicted model, not a curated record. The coding region runs from base 294 to 2891 and encodes 865 amino acids. Gene Ontology annotation, molecular function: zinc ion binding; transcription corepressor activity; protein binding. The transcript is spliced from 18 exons. NCBI's taxonomy places the organism in Eukaryota, Metazoa, Chordata, Lepidosauria, Squamata, Eublepharidae.